GUGACAGUAAACAAUCAGUUAGUGGCUUUGCCUUAUAAAAAGUUUGGCGUGAGCAUCUAUGAGUCAGGCAUAAAUCGUGUUGUGGAAAUUCCUGAGCUAAAAAUGAAUGUGACCUACAAUGGCUUGUCCUUUUCUAUCAGAAUGCCCUACAGCCUGUUUGGCAACAACACUCAGGGACAGUGCGGUACUUGCAAUAACAACACCGCAGAUGACUGCAUGUUGCCGAAUGGAAACAUUGCAGAAAACUGUGAAACCAUGGCAGAUCACUGGCAGGUUGUUGACCCCUCCAAACCACAGUGCUCUCCAGGCCUAAAUCCUACAAGUUCACCUAGCACAACCCCAGCACAGCCUUGCAAAGAAUCUUCCAUCUGCGAGCUUCUUUUGGGAAGUGUGUUCAAGCCAUGCCAUGAGUUUGUGCGACCUGAAAAGUACUAUGCAGCCUGCAUUUUUGAUAGUUGUGUACUUCCCAACCUAGACCUGGAAUGCUCAAGUCUGCAGAUCUAUGCUGCCACCUGUGCUGAUCAAGGUGUAUGCCUUGACUGGAGAAGUCACACCAAUGGUGUAUGCUCUCAUGAAUGCCCCUCAGGAAAAGAGUUCAGAGCAUGUGGUCCUAUUAAAGAACCAACCUGCAAAUCAAGCCACCAAAAUGAAACUUCAACUAAACAAGUGGAAGGCUGUUUCUGUCCCAAUGGAACAAUGCUGUAUGACUCUGGCGUGGAUGUCUGCGUGAAAACCUGUGGCUGUGUUGGAGUGGAUAUGAUCCCAAGAGAGUUUGGGGAAAAGUUUAUAGUAGACUGUCAGGACUGUGUUUGCCUGGAAGGGGAAUAUGGCAUUGUAUGCCAGCCUCAUCAAUGUCCUGAACAACAUGUCACUUGUAAUGGAGAAGGCUUCUAUCAGGUCACUGAAGUCAAUCCUGAAGACUCCUGCUGCCCUCUUGUCACCUGCAAAUGCAACACAAGCCUCUGCACAGCUAAAGCUCCCAAGUGCACACUGGGAUUUGAAAUUCAUUCUUAUAUUCCCAGUGGUCAGUGCUGUCCUGUAUACCAAUGUGUUCCCAAGGGGGUCUGUGUUCACGAGAGUGCUGAGUUCUUGCCUAACUCCUCAGUCUUUGUUGAUAAGUGUCAGAAUUGUUUCUGCACAAAUGAAGUUAACGUCAGCACUCAACUGAAUAUCAUCUCAUGUGAACCUGUUCCAUGCAAUACGUACUGUUCACCGGGAUAUGAACUUCAACCAGUGAAAGGUGAAUGUUGUGGAAAAUGUGUGCAGACCAAGUGUAUUAUACAUGCAAACAAUGAUGAACUCAUCUUGAGUCCUGGAGAGUUUAAAAAUGAUCCUAACAACAACUGCACCAUUUAUAGCUGUGUAGAGAUCCACAACCAGCUUAUCUCUUCCACAUCUGAGAUUACCUGUCCAGCAUUUAAUGAGGACAGCUGCAAACCUGGAACUAUUUCAUUCUUACCUAAUGGUUGUUGCAAAACCUGUGCACCUCUGGAUAGCAGUACACCAUGCUCUGUCCGUGAAAGAGAAGACUUUAUUGUCUAUAAUGGCUGCCGUUCCGUGGACAGAGUUGUCAUGACUGAGUGUGAAGGAACAUGUGGAACUGUCUCGCUAUACUCUGCUGAGGCCAAUUCUAUGGAUCACAGCUGUUCCUGCUGCAGAGAAUCAAAGACUACUGAGAAGUAUGUGGUACUGAAGUGUCCUGGUGGGCACUCAAUGUCACAUAAGUACAUCUAUGUGGAAAGCUGCAGCUGUCAAGACACUCAAUGCCAGAUCCCACAAUCCAGUGAGUUGCAGACAAGAAAAUGACAAGGCAAGAUCUCUGAACCUACCAAGAGGGCCAUCAGCCUAACAUCAAAAUGAAGACAGGAAAAAACUAGCAGCAUUUGACUGAAAGGCGUGUGUACCAUUCUUAGCUUUCUUGACUACUUUUGAACAUUGCUUUUCCCAGUAAAUGUAUCCUAUUUGUUCUCUGAUUAAUUUGAACAGUGCUCUAUUUAUUUGUGACAAAAUAAGAACACAAAUUUGUAUUCUUCCAAGUGCACAGCCUUUUGGAUCCUUUUGCAAUCUGCUUAUUUUCUCUGAACGAUUAAAAGCA
Corapipo altera (White-ruffed manakin) is the source of this 2095-nucleotide messenger RNA. RefSeq names its product intestinal mucin-like protein. The transcript is spliced from 15 exons. Gene Ontology annotation, cellular component: extracellular matrix. The annotation marks the transcript as partial. Lineage: Eukaryota; Metazoa; Chordata; Aves; Passeriformes; Pipridae. Gene Ontology annotation, molecular function: protein binding. The record is from RefSeq and is a predicted model, not a curated record.